Pyrus x bretschneideri (Chinese white pear) is the source of this 6131-nucleotide messenger RNA. Its product is annotated as lysine-specific demethylase 5B. Bases 201 to 5750 code for a protein of 1849 amino acids. Gene Ontology annotation, biological process: chromatin remodeling. Gene Ontology annotation, cellular component: nucleus. The record is from RefSeq and is a predicted model, not a curated record. Gene Ontology annotation, molecular function: histone demethylase activity; DNA binding. The transcript has 34 exons. NCBI's taxonomy places the organism in Eukaryota, Viridiplantae, Streptophyta, Magnoliopsida, Rosales, Rosaceae.
ACCAUUCUCGUAAAUUUUACCAUUUUCAGGCGCUAAUUUGUAAUUCUGCGUCUUUCCUUUCAACAACACUUGAUAGUUUUCGCACGAAACUCAGAAACCACACCCUCUCCUUCUUGUCUCUCUGAAAUACACUCGCCAGUCUCAGUUUACUACAAGGGUAGCUAUAUGUAUAGGUUGUGUGUAUCUGUGUGGUGGUGUUAAUGGGGAAAGGAAAACCUAGGGAUGUGGAGAAGGGAGUUGUAGGUCAAACUUUGAGUGUUUCAUCAUCUGGAUCAUUGAAUAUUCCAUCUGCACCUGUGUAUUACCCUACUGAGGAUGAAUUUAGAGCCCCUUUGGAGUAUAUUUAUAAGAUCAGGCCCGAGGCCGAGGCGUAUGGGAUUUGUAGGAUAGUUCCACCGAAGAGCUGGAAACCCCCAUUUGCGUUGGAUUUGGAUUCGUUUACAUUUCCCACAAAGACGCAGGCCAUUCACCAGCUGCAGGUGCGCCCUGCGUCGUGCGAUUCCAAGACUUUUGAGUUGGAGUACAAUAGGUUUUUGGAGGACCGUUGCAGGAAGAAGUUGCGGAAGAGGGUGGUUUUCCAAGGGGAGGAGUUGGAUUUGUGUAAGUUGUUUAAUGCUGUGAAGCGAUAUGGAGGGUAUGAUAAGGUUGUGAAGGGGAAGAAGUGGGGGGAGGUUGCUCGUUUUGUGAGGCUGGUGAAAGGGAUUUCGGAGUGCUCGAAGCAUGUAUUGUGUCAACUGUAUCGUGACCAUUUGUAUGAUUAUGAAAAGUAUUAUAACAAGCUGAACAGAGAGGGGGCCAGACGAUAUAAGAGGGGUAUGCCUGUGGAGAAGAGGGUUGAACAGAGUUUUGAAUGUUCCAGCUCCAAAAGGAGGCGAAUCACUAAGGAUGGUGGGAAGGUUAAGGUCAGUAAGGCAGAGAAGGAGGAUGAGGAGCAUGAUCAGAUAUGUGAACAAUGCGUAAGUGGCUUGCACGGUGAAGUGAUGCUUUUGUGUGAUAGGUGUAAUAAGGGGUGGCACAUUUAUUGUCUGUCUCCUCCAUUGAAGCAGGUUCCACCAGGGAAUUGGUAUUGCUUGGAAUGCUUGAAUUCCGACAAGGAUAGUUUUGGCUUCGUGCCUGGUAAGCAGUUUUCACUGGAAGUUUUUAGGCGUAUGGCUAAUCGUGCCAAGAGGAAAUGGUUUGGGUCAGGAUCUGCAUCAAGGGUUCAAUUAGAGAAAAAGUUUUGGGAAAUUGUGGAGGGUUCAGCCGGUGAGGUGGAAGUUAUGUAUGGCAGUGACUUGGAUGCUUCCAUGUAUGGGAGUGGGUUUCCACGUGUAAAUGACCAGAAACCAGAAUCAACUGAGGCCAAGAUAUGGGAUGAAUACUGUAGGAGCCCAUGGAAUCUCAAUAACUUACCCAAACUGAAAGGAUCAGUGCUUAGAGCUGUUCAUCAUAACAUUGCUGGUGUUAUGGUUCCUUGGCUGUAUGUUGGGAUGCUGUUCUCAUCUUUUUGCUGGCAUUUUGAAGAUCAUUGUUUUUACUCAAUGAAUUAUCAUCACUGGGGAGAGCCAAAAUGUUGGUACAGCGUCCCUGGUAGGGAAGCCAGUGCAUUUGAGAAGGUGAUGCGCAACAGUCUUCCUGAUCUUUUUGAUGCACAACCUGAUUUACUCUUUCAGCUUGUCACCAUGUUAAAUCCAUCUGUUUUGCAAGAGAAUGGAGUUCCAGUAUAUAGUGUGCUACAGGAGACUGGGAAUUUUGUCAUCACCUUCCCCAGAUCUUACCAUGGAGGCUUUAAUCUUGGUUUGAAUUGUGCAGAAGCUGUCAAUUUUGCUCCAGCGGACUGGCUACCUCAUGGUGGGUUUGGAGCAGGGCUGUAUCAGCUUUAUCACAAAACUGCCAUUCUGUCUCACGAGGAGCUUGUUUGCGUGCUAGCCAAGAGUGACUGUGACAGCAGAGUGUCAACUUAUUUGAAGAAAGAAUUGACAAGAAUCUACAGCAAGGAAAAAACUUGGAGGGAGAGGCUUUGGAGAAAAGGAAUCAUCGGAUCAUCCAUUAUGUCCUCUCGUAAAUGCCCUGAAUAUGUUGGUACCGAAGAGGACCCUACAUGCAUUAUAUGCCAACAGUAUCUUUUUCUUUCUGCUGUUGUUUGUUGUUGUAGGCCAUCUGCAUUUGUAUGUCUAGAGCAUUCGGAACACCUUUGUGAAUGCAAAUCCAAGAGACACCGUCUUUUGUAUCGUCAUUCUCUGGCAGAGUUGCAUGAAUUGGUGCUUGAAAUGGAUAAACAUUGUUUUGGGGAGACAACACAAAGUAGGACUAUAAGAAGGCAAACCUCAUUCCCUGAUGAACCAACGGCUUUGACAAAAAAAGGUGAAAGGGGGGGCCAUGCUACUUUUGCUCAACUUGCAGAACAAUGGCUUUUGCGCUCAUGCAAGAUUUCUCAGAAUCUGUUUUCAAGAGAUGAGUAUGUGUCUUUAUUAAAAGAAGCUGAACAGUUUCUUUGGGCUGGCUCAGAGAUGAAUCCUGUGCGGGAAACGAUCAAGAAUUUGAUCAGAUUUCAGAUAUGGGCUGAAGGUGUAAGAGAUUGUCUAUCUAAACUUGAGACUUGGUCAUCUCAUCGUGGAAACAAUGGAGAGAAAGUUCACUUGGAUUAUAUCAAUGAGUUGCUGAGUUUUGAUGCGGUGCCCUGUCACGAGACUGGGCAUCAUAUUUUGAAGGGCUACACUGAAAAGGCAAAGGUGUUGAUACAGGAAAUUGAAUCUGCUAUGUCAUCAUGCCCAAAGCUAUCAGAGUUGGAAUUGUUGUAUUCCAGAGCCUGUGAGCUUCCAGUCUGUGUGAAUGAAAGUGAAAAUUUACUACAAAGAAUUUCAUCAGCAAAGGUCUUGAUGGAAGGCAUAAGAAAAUGUAUCUCAGAGACACGUACUGCUGCAAUUGAGAUUGAUGUUGUUUACAAUUUGAAAUCAGAGAUUUCAGAGCUCCAAGUUGAACUCCCAGACACAGAUAGGCUUUCGGAUCUGUUAAGGAAGGCUGAAUCAUGUCAUGCUCGAUGUGGUGAAAUUUUGAAAGGUCCUAUUAUCCUUGAGGAUGUUGAGGUGUUUCUGAAAGAAUUGGAUGGUUUUACUGUUAACACACCAGAGCUGAAGCUUCUGAGGCAGUACCACACUGAUGCUGUUUCUUGGAUUUCUCUUCUUAAUGCUGUUCUUGUGAACAUUCACGAAAGGGAGGAUCAAAAUGUAGUUAAUGAGUUAAUGCUCAUUUUAACAGAUGGAGCAUCUUUGAGAAUUAAAGUUGAUCAGUUGUCUAUCGUAGAGUUUGAGUUGAAGAAGGCUCAGUGCAGGGAAAAGGCGCUGAGGAUGCGAGAUACUAAAUUGUCUCUGGACUUCAUUCAAGAAGUGAUGAUGGAGGCAAGAAUGUUACGUAUUGAGGGGGAGAAGUUAUUCGUUGAUAUGUCUGAAGUGUUUGAUGCUGCAACGCUAUGGGAGGAAAGAGCGAAACAUAUCCUUGCACAUGAGGCUCAGAUAUCUGACUUUGAAGAUGUUAUCAGGAGUUCGGAAGACAUACAUGUGAAUUUAUCUCCUCUCCUUGAUGUCAAGGAUGCACUAUCAAAGGCUAUGAUCUGGUUAAGGAGCUCAAAGCCAUUUUUAAUGACUUGUUUUCCUUUGGUAUCUGUUUCAAGUUCUUUGCUGAAUGUCGACACCUUGAAGGAAUUAGUUUCCGAGUCAAAGCAUCUGAAGGUUUCUUUGAAAGAAAUAAGGAUGCUUGAGACUGUUUUGAUGAACUGUAAGGAAUGGGAGAAUGAUGCUUGCUCUCUACUGCAAGAUACAAGGUGCCUAUUUGAUAUUAGGAUCAUUGGUGAUGGAACAAGAGAUGGUCUUCUUUCCAAGAUUGAACAUCUAAUUGCAAGAAUCGAAUCCUUGGAAAGCACUGGUUUAUCUCUUUCUUUUGACUUUAGCGAGCUUGUGAAACUUAAGGAGGCUUGUUCUGUGCUGCAAUGGUGUAAGAAGGCUCUUUCUUUCUGCUCUGGAGUUCCUCCUCUUGAGGAUGUUGAAGAUUUGGUGAGUGCUGCAGGAAAUUUAUAUGGUACAAAUGCCCCUAGUGCAUUGUGGGGCUUGUUGGUUGAAGGGCUCAAAUGGCUUGAGCAUGCUACAAAGGUUAUUUCUGCACCAUGCAAUUCUGAAAGACACAUGUUAAGUGAAGCUGAAGAAGUACUAGCUAAAUCUCAGAGUAUUGGUGUCUCCUUCCCAUUGAUGGUUGGUCAACUUGAAUGUGCUAUUCAGAAACACAAGUCCUGGCUUGAACAAGUGCAUCAACUCUUCAGCCUAAGGCCAGAAGAACGAUCUUGGUCUCUAACAUUGCAGCUAAAGGAACUUGGAGUUUCUGCUGCUUUCAGUUGCACAGAGCGAGAUUUGAUUGUAUCUGAAGUUGAAAGGGUUGAGAGUUGGAAACGACAGUGCAUGGAUAUUGUCAGGGUAGUAGUGGAAGAUGAUAAUUCAUUGCUUGGCGGUUUAGAAAAGAUGGGACAGACUCUAGAUCGAUGUAUGCGCAUAUAUGAGAAGCCACAUGGCUUGAAAGAGAGUAGUUCCUUUGCUUGCUGCUCCAGUGGUUCUCUGGAUCAAGAAUUUCUUACUUGUUCUUCAUGCAAGGACUGCUACCAUUUGGGGUGUCUAGGGUCUUCCAUAAUUGAUGGAAAACAUGCAGAAUAUGUGUGCCGAUGUUGCCGACAUCUGGUAUCUGGAACAACUUCUCAAAAUGGACGCAGUUCUCCGAUAUUUGGAGGGGUGCGGCCAGAACUGAAAAAAAUUAUUGAACAUCUAUCCGGUGACGCAGACUUCUGUGUUCGUAUUGAAGAAAGAGAGGUGCUGAAAAUAAAUUUGAAGCAAGCUCUGGCAUGCAAAUCUCGGUUGACAGAAAUAGUGGAUUUUACGUUAGCUUAUUCUGAUAAAGAUCUCAGUGUCAUCUCUGAAAAGCUAACCACGGCUUUAAAGGCCAGAGAAAUUCAAGGUGUGCAUGAUCAUGAAGGGGAUAGCAACCUUAUGUUGGCCUUAUCAAGAUACUCAUGGAAAGUCAGAGUCAACAGGUUAUUGGAGGGUUCACAAAAGCCCACAAUCCAACAGAUUCAGCAGCAGUUAAAAGAGGGAGCUGCCUUAAACAUUCCACCUGAAGAUUACUAUUGGCAGAAACUUACAGAAGUGAGGAUUAUUGGUUUGCAGUGGGCAGAUACUGCCAAGACGGUUGUUGCCGAUUCUGGGGUUCUCUCCUUGGAUAAAAUUUUUGAACUUGUUUCGGAGGGUGAAAAUUUGCCUGUUCGUCUAGAGAAGGAACUUAAGUUGUUGAAAGCUCGGAGUAUGCUUUAUUGCAUAUGUCGAAAGCCGUAUGAUCAGCGAGCAAUGAUUGCGUGUGACCAAUGUGAUGAGUGGUAUCACUUCAAUUGCAUAAAGCUGCGUUCCACGCCAAAGACUUACAUAUGCCCUGCAUGUCAGCCUCUAGCAGAAGAGUUGUCUGCUGAACCCGCGGUGGAUCAAGAGAGAUGUACCGAUGCAAAAUCUGUAGAGCCCAAAACGCCCUCUCCUACGCACACAAAGCGCCGGACGAACCCAAAGAAGGCAGAGUCCGUUAUAGCACAAAAGAUGCUUGCAAUUAGGGAGCCCAACAAUAGUUUUAGGUGUUCUAGUGGGAUAGAACGUUUAUGGUGGCGAAAUCGGAAACCUUUCAGAAGGGCGGCUAAAAGACGUGCCGAGCUUGAAAGUCUCUCUCUGUUUUCUGAUUUGCAACGGUGAAACAUUUAAAAUCAAUGUUGGUUGUAGGCCAACAUUUAGUUUAUUCAUUUGAUUAUUACGGUUUUAGCUCUCAAGUAGAUAGUCCUAAGUUCGAAUUUCUUAAGCUAUAUAUAUACAAUGAGGGGAAAACCCUUGUUCUCGUUCUGGAAAUGUUUCUGAAAUCAUAAACGUUAGCUUGCGUUGUGCGGGGUCAAGCUUGAGGGGGGGACAUUUAUGCCUGUCAAUUUCUUACACGACAUGUUGACUCGGAUUCCUGGAUUCUCUCUGUUUCGCUCGAGUUCUUCUCCUUCCCGGAUUCCAUUACUACUGGAACCCAAAACCCAUUUCCCUAUUUGAAAAAGGAGGUAAAUUAUUUUUAAGUGACAUGGUACUAUUGUUUUA